Molecule: messenger RNA, 1561 nt
Organism: Ciona intestinalis (vase tunicate)
Lineage: Eukaryota; Metazoa; Chordata; Ascidiacea; Phlebobranchia; Cionidae
Source: RefSeq, a predicted model, not a curated record
UUCGAUUUUUAUUUUUUUUAAUUUUGUAAACAUAUGAAAUGGAGGGAAAGUUCGUUAAUACAGUUUAGGAAACCCACCCUGCCACCCCAGAUUAUGUUAGGAUGGAAGAAGCAUUGAGGGAGGAGUUGGGAUGCGGAGAUGUUCGAUCCCUGGGAGCAGGAGGAAGUGGAUGCAUCAGCUCAGCCGAUGUUUAUCUUUGUGAUGGAAGGAAAGUCUUCGUGAAAAAGAAUUCGAAGCCAGAAGCAAGGAUAAUGUUUGACGGGGAAUCUGCAGGAUUGAGCGCGAUUCAUGAAACACAAACCAUUAAAGUUCCCAAACCAUUGAAAGUGUUUGAUCACAAUGGCUGUUGUUACCUAGCAAUGGAGCAUUAUGACAUGCGGUCACUUCAUCAACAGGCUGAAAACUUUGGAGCCAAGUUAGCAAAGUUGCAUCUGAGCAACAAAGUGAAGAUCGUGAAAAGUUUGAAAAGUUCUGGAUUUGUUGGGAAACGUGAAGAAGGCGUUCGGUCGUUUGGGUUUGAGGUUUAUACAUGUUGUGGGAUAAUUGCCAUGCCCAAUGAUUGGAGCUCUAACUGGUUGGAGUUUUAUGCAAGGAAUAGAUUGAAAGCACAACUUGAUUUAGUUGAGAAGAACUAUCAAGACAGAGAGGCUUUGGAGUUGUGGCCACAAGUUGAAAGAAACCUUCAUAAACUGAUUCCUGUGGGUUUAGAAAUAACCCCAGCGUUGUUACAUGGUGAUCUAUGGAGUGGAAACACAGCUGAGGUUGAUGGUGAACCUUGUGUAUACGACCCUGCGUGUUUGUACGGUCACCAUGAGUUUGAUUUAUCUAUAGCUCGCAUGUUUGGUGGUCUACCACGUAAAGUCUUCGCCGCCUACCAUGGGGUUAUACCACAAGAUAAAGGGUUUGAAGAUAGACAGAAGUUGUAUCAGUUGUUUCAUUAUUUAAAUCACUGGAACCACUUUGGGGGUGGAUACCGUGGACAAUCAAUUGCUAUUAUGAAACAAUUAGCAAAAUUGUGAAUAAAAAUUUAAAUAUUAGCUUUGAAAAUAAUAGGUUUUUGUAAUUUCUUUAAUAUCUGAAUUAACUCAUAAAUCCAAAAAAUCUCCUCUACACAAUCAAUCACGUAUUAAAUUCACCAAAACAAUGUUACAACAGUUGCAGCACUUUUUUGAGUAUUAAACCAUGAUUUUAAUAAGUUUAAUUGGUUGUCAUCUGAAUUAACUUAUAGUACAGCCUUAUAGUUUUGGUUUUAUUAAUUUCUACCUAUACAAUACACAUGGGUGUUGUUGCAUUCCUCACAAAGUGGCUUAAUGAAACCUAAUAAGUUUUUUUCCCAUGAGGGUGCAGUGUUUAGUUUCAUGAUGUUAUUCCUAUAAAGUUCAGUGCACCUCUACUUCAUGUGCAUGCAUGCUGUUUAAAUCAUUUUGUUGCUAAUUUCCUUUUUAUGUUUUAAUUUAUUUGAUCUUUGUUGUCAUAUCGGAAGAGAUAAAAUUUAUGUUAAUUAUUUUAUGCCAACAGUUUAACUGCAUUCACGUUCAAUAAAAGAAAUCAUAAAAUGAAA